CGUUUAUAUCACGAACGAAGAAUUUUGCACGACACAAAACGAAGUCUACUACCCUCCAUUACCCAGCGGACUAUGGAACCACACGUUAGGGCCAAGAACUGCGACUAAAUGGAGAAAGCGUGAACGCAGUUCCGCAAUAUUUGAUUGUUGAACAGUGAACAAGAUAAAUACCUACGUGUUUAGACGUUUAUAGCGAGAGAAAUCUUGUAUGGAUCAUUAAUGAUGAGAGUGCUAGAAUUAUAUAGUGGUAUUGGUGGAAUGCAUUACGCUCUUCAAGAGAGCGGUAUUAAGGGCGAAGUUGUUGCUGCAAUCGAUAUAAAUACUAAUGCGAACAGUGUGUACAAGCACAAUUUUCCAAAUGUAUUCCUUAUGAAUCGUAAUAUACAGUCACUGUCUGCAUCAGAGAUAAAUGAUUUGCAUAUAGACACUGUGUUAAUGAGUCCUCCUUGUCAGCCUUAUACGAGAGUAGGACUUCAAAAAGAUAUAUUAGAUAAUCGAUCCUCUUCGUUGCUUCAUGUUCUUUCCUUGAUUCCACAAAUCAAAGCAUUAAAGUAUAUAUUGCUUGAAAAUGUGAAAGGGUUCGAGAAGUCUGAGAUGAGAAAUGCAGUAUUGAAAUGUAUUAGUAAUUGUGGGUUUAGUUACCGGGAAGUAAUUUUAAGUCCAUGCCAGUUUGGUAUCCCGAAUACCAGAUACAGAUACUAUCUAUUAGCUAAAAGUAAGGAUCUGAAGUUCUGUUUCGAUCAGUGUGCAUUUAAUUUGCCAGACGUUGUCUUCAAGGCUUUGCCGAAAAGUAAACAUAACGUGUUGGCAGAGAAGGACUGUGCCCAUAGACGUAAUGCAAAUAAGAGUUGUUACACAUUAGAGAAUAUUCUACAAAAUGUUGAAAGUAACACAGAGUAUUUAAUACCUAAAAAGUUAUUAGAAAAGAGAGCUUGGUUGUUAGAUAUAAGAACAUCUGAAAGCGAUGGUUCUUGUUGUUUCACGAAAGCCUACGGUCACUAUGUGGAAGGAGCGGGUUCUGUAUACUCUCCGUGUUCUGAAGAAAUGGUUAAAGAAACAUUUUUGGAAGCAAGUAAAUAUGAUAAGCAGUCGGUCGAAGUCUCACAGGUCCUGGAAAAAUUACAGUUGAGAUACUUCACGCCGAUGGAAGUCAGCAGAUUAAUGUGUUUCCCGGAAGAGUUUAUGUUCCCAGGGCAUAUAAUACGUAAACAGAAAUACAGGCUACUGGGAAAUUCAAUCAACGUGCACGUUGUUAGUAGAUUGAUAUUUUUAUUACAUAACGAAGAAAGAAUUACAUGACCUUAUACACAAAUAUAUUUUACAUAUAUUUUU
Molecule: messenger RNA, 1332 nt
Organism: Ceratina calcarata
Lineage: Eukaryota; Metazoa; Arthropoda; Insecta; Hymenoptera; Apidae
Gene: Mt2
Product: tRNA (cytosine(38)-C(5))-methyltransferase
Exons: 3
Coding region: 220-1299 (359 amino acids)
Cellular component (GO): nucleus
Molecular function (GO): methyltransferase activity
Source: RefSeq, a predicted model, not a curated record